AUGCAUACAAGUAAAAUUGUGCAAUUUAUCAAACAUCCGCUUGAACUAAAAGCUGCUUUAAAGAUAAAACUCUUCAGAACUCCUUUAUAUCAGGUAGAUAACAGUCAGGACUCUAAGGAUUUAAAGAGAUGUUAUGAGCUAUUAGCGCAGACUUCUAGGUCUUUCACCGCAGUGAUUAAGGAACUUCAUCCUGAAUUACGUGAUGCGGUUAUGUUAUUUUAUUUAAUUUUGAGAGCAUUGGAUACGAUGGAGGACGAUAUGACGAUUGAUCCGGAGGUAAAAGUACCAUUACUGAGGACUUUUCAUGAGAAGUUAGACUUGGAGGAGUGGAAUUUCACUGGUAACUCGGAGGGCGAGCGCUACCGGCAAGUUUUGGUGGAGUUUGACUGUAUUCUACGGGAAUACCAUAAGUUGAAACCUGAAUAUCAAGAAAUCAUUCAGGUCAUUACCAAAAAGAUGGCUUACGGUAUGGCGGAAUAUAUACUGGACGAAAAGUUCAAUUUGGAUGGGUUAGACACAGUGAAGCAUUACGACCUGUACUGUCAUUACGUGGCGGGUCUGGUUGGAGAAGGGCUUACGCAAUUGCUGGUGCUUGCUAAAUUUGCCACUCCCGACCUCUAUGAAGAGUACCCUCAGCUUUACGAAAGCAUGGGGUUGUUCCUGCAAAAGACGAAUAUUAUCAGGGAUUAUGCUGAGGAUUUGGAAGAGGGACGUUCCUUCUGGCCCAGAGAAAUCUGGUCUCAGUACGCUUCCCAACUGGCUGAUUUUUCGAAACCAGAAAAUACUCAGCAAGGUGUAUACUGUAUUAAUCAUCUCGUUCUUAAUGCAUUGAGCCAUGUUAACGAUGUCUUAACUUAUCUGUCUUCUGUGAAAGAGCCUUCUUGCUUCCAGUUUUGUGCAAUUCCACAGGUAAUGGCCAUUGCUACGUUAUCGCUUGUCUUUGGCAACCAAGACACCUUGCACAGAAAUGUUAAAAUCAGAAGAGGCACAACUUGCUACUUAAUCUUGAAGUCGAGGACAUUCUCGGGAUGUAUAGAGAUAUUCAAGUACUAUUUGCGUGAAAUCAGAAACCAAUUGAUAGUGGAUGAUCCUAACUACUUGGAACUAAACAUUCAAAUAUCCAAAAUUGAACAAUUCAUAGCAGAAAUGUACCAGUAUAAUUUACCACCGUCAGUUGAGCCCAAGGAACUUCCAAUUUACCAGAAGGUCAAAGAGCGUUCCGCAUAUGACCUCGAAAUGUUGCCAAAAGAGCAGGAAGAAGAGUUCAAGUUCAACAUGGCGUUGUCGAUGUUAAUCACGUUCUUAGCUGCUAUCUUUUACCAUAUUCUCUAA
Eremothecium sinecaudum is the source of this 1332-nucleotide messenger RNA. It is a transcript of the gene ERG9, whose product is annotated as bifunctional farnesyl-diphosphate farnesyltransferase/squalene synthase. The coding region runs from base 1 to 1332 and encodes 443 amino acids. Gene Ontology annotation, biological process: ergosterol biosynthetic process; farnesyl diphosphate metabolic process. NCBI's taxonomy places the organism in Eukaryota, Fungi, Ascomycota, Saccharomycetes, Saccharomycetales, Saccharomycetaceae. The transcript has a single exon. Gene Ontology annotation, molecular function: squalene synthase [NAD(P)H] activity. Gene Ontology annotation, cellular component: endoplasmic reticulum membrane. The record is from RefSeq and is a predicted model, not a curated record.